Molecule: messenger RNA, 1573 nt
Organism: Penicillium brasilianum
Lineage: Eukaryota; Fungi; Ascomycota; Eurotiomycetes; Eurotiales; Aspergillaceae
Source: the annotation of a GenBank genome assembly
GUCAUCCGAGCAUACUUCGCAAUGUACACCUUUGAAGAAAUACAGAGACACAACAAGACCGACGAUGUGUGGAUCGUCCUGCAUAACAAGGUUUACGAUAUCACCAAGUACCUUGAAGAUCAUCCUGGUGGCAGUGCCAUUUUGAUUGAAGUUGCGGGCACCGAUGCUACCGAAGCAUUUGAGGAAACAGGACACUCCGAUGAAGCCCGGGAAGAGCUCGAAAAAUAUCAUAUCGGAGAUCUCCCAACUGAGGAACACGCUGAGACUAUCGAGGUCUACCGCCCGACAUUCGAACAAGUUGCUCAGACAGCAGCAAUCAAUAUGAAAAACAGUUCAAAGAGUCUACUUCACUCUACUGUUUCCACUCUCAUCAAACUCGGUUUCACUGGCGUUUUGGGCGCAGUAACAGUCCACAGCUACCGACAAGGAUGGAGACCAACCCUUGAGUCGCUCAACCAACUGUCCAGCCAUGCCUCCGCUCUCCUCUCCAACCGCUCUACUUCUUCAGGCCAAUUCUGGUCUGGAUUUGGUAUUGCAAGUGUGGCCCAAUUGUCUAUCACAAUGGGUCUGACAAUGUGGCUAUCAACCAAGCUGGACGUCCAGCAAGAGUUCACCCAUUACUCUCCACACCGCACCACACGCACCGACAAGAUCAUCUUCCGAAAGGAAAUGCCUACAGGUAGCAGCAAAAUGAGCAAAUCAAAACACACUCCUCCUCUAGACCCUCGCAAAUGGAAGAAUUUCCCCCUCGCGCGGAAGGACUCGGUCGCACCCAAUGUAUACCGCUUCGUGUUUGGGCUCCCCAAUGCGGACGAUGUCCUGGGUCUCCCCACUGGUCAACACAUUGCGCUGCGCGCGACUAUCAAUGGUCAAAGUAUUUCACGCUCGUAUACCCCCGUCUCAAACAACACCGACUUGGGGCGUAUCGAGCUGUUGGUCAAGGUAUACCCGCGGGGCCAAAUGACAAAACACCUCGAGUCAAUGCAAGUCGGGGAUAUGAUUGAAAUCCGUGGACCUAAGGGUGCUAUGCAGUAUAGUCCUACCUAUGCCAAACAUAUCGGUAUGAUCGCCGGUGGAACGGGGAUCACGCCCAUGUAUCAGCUGAUCCGUGCGAUCUGUGACGAUGAAACCGAUUCGACGCAGAUGAGUCUGCUCUAUGCAAAUAACACGGAGCAGGAUAUUUUGCUACGGAAGGAGCUGGAUGAAUUUGCUAAGCGGUUCCCGAGCAAGUUUCAAGUGCAGUAUGUGCUUUCACAGGCUGGAGAGGGAUGGAAAGGGCAUAAAGGCUUUGUUAGUCCGGAUCUGAUCAAGAAAUACUUGGCACCUGCGGAUGAGACCAACAAGACGCUGUUGUGUGGGCCUCCACCUAUGAUCAAUGCCAUGAAGAAAGCGCUCGGUGGACUCGGGUGGAAGGAGCCUGGGGUUUUGUCCAAGGCUACGGAUCAGGUGUUUUUGUUCUAGUUGAAUGUGAGGAAAUGCAGCUUGUUGGCAGCUGUGUAUCAAUAGAUAGACUGUAAAUGGAAUUGAAAAUCGUGUAUUCACAUUUUGGCUUACAUCGUUGAAGAGUACCCAA